AGAACGAGUGGGUGAUUAAUAAAUGACAUAAUUUUGAUUUUUGGGUGAACUAACCCUUUAAGAUUUUAUUAAUUUACAUUACUUUUCCAGGUCCAAAAAUCCCACUUCUAAAAUUAGGCUAAUUAAAAUUUAAAUAUCUUUAAGUCAUGUUGAGGCCCCAUUGGAAGUUUGCUGAAGCCCCCUGUCAGAGAACCACUGGUUUAUAGAAGUUGAAUAUGCAUAUGCCUUCAAACGUCAUUAAAGGCAUUAGCCUACACGUUUUGCUCAUAUUCGUUUGCAGUAACCUACCUUUAACUAGUGAGUAGACAUAGCACUUAAAUUAUAUUUUUUGUUUCUUCAUUUCUCAUAAAGUCAAUCUCCCAUUACAGUUGAAAAGCAGACAUUACACGUUUUUCUUGAAUUAGGUGACAACACUUUGUAGCCUAAAUGUUUUUAUUCCGCACCCGCAUGAAGGUGAGACUCAGCAGUCUCAUAACGGAACUGAGAGUGUCAUUUCAUGAACAAAGAGCUCACGGUCGUCAGCCGGCAGGCAUGGAUAAGUUAAAACCUUUGCUUAGCUUCACUCAGAAACAGCAGACCAAUUUAGGAUUCGGAUUAAUUGCUCUUUUAACCGCGGGUGGCGAGCACGUCUUCUCGGUCUUUGCUUUUAAGUGUCCUUGCAAUGAUUGGAAUUUCAUUUAUGGAAACGUCUGCCUCCUCGUACCCGCUGUUGCACUGCUCAUCCUAAGUUACAUGUUGAGCAAUAAAACAUGGAAACUUUUCACAGGUCUGUGCCUUAGGAAAUCGAAACUAUGUCGUUUUAAUUACGCAUUUGGCUUUGUGUGUGUUUUUCUUCAAAUCACCGUGACUGCAAUGGUCGCACCUCUCAGCUGGAUCGCAAUUGCGCUACUCAAAGGGGUGUAUUUCGAGUGCUCAAUGACUGGCGCCAACGUUACUCUCUUUAGAAGCCACCUUUGCAACGAAAAGUUUCCUCACUGUCGGACAGAGUUGGAGAAGUUCCCUUGUGAAGGAACUACAAUUCCACAAAGUGAGAGAACAGCUGUUCUGUCCAUUAUACGCGCAGAGUCUCAGGUACUUGGUUGGAUUCUGAUAGCAUCUGUCAUGAUGUUCACCUUUCUGCUCACAUGCAUGGCCAGAUGCUAUUCUCCAAUCAGUUACAUGCAGCUGAGGUUUUGGAGGAUGUACACUCAGAAGGAGAGUGAGUUUUUGGACAGCUAUACAGCUCAGCAUGCUGAAAAGCUUGCUAAGAGAAACAUAACAAGUUUCUUUGAGUUAACCAAACCCAUUCCUAUGAAAAGUCCUCCCAGACAGGCCUGGCAGAAGAUCUCCUCCUUCUAUAAGUUCCGAAGCAUGGAUGAAUACUACAGCAUCCUGCACAAAUAUGUGUGCACUUGUGAGGACCUUGAGAAUCCAGCAGUGAGGGCUUCAGUGAAAUCUGAUGAUUUUUCAAACCCAGCAGCACUUGCAUUUGUGGACGAGAGCAAACUGGUCCUGUAGAUGUGCAUGCUGUCUAACUGACAGCUUUUAAUGCUUUGUUUUGGGUGAUAUAGCUGUAAAGAUGGCCUCGCUUCAUUUUUUGUGCCUUUUACAAUGUCAAUUCAUUGUUGUUUUUAGUCUUGCUAUAUUUUAGAUUUUCUUUUGAAUACUGCCAUUUUAUGAUUUUAACAUUGCUGGGUUUUUACUAUUGUUUAAUUUUUGUUUUGUCUUUCAAUAUCAUUUUUCAUAUGAAUAAUAAAAAAGUUUCUGUUUAUGGCAAGU
Megalobrama amblycephala (Wuchang bream) is the source of this 1758-nucleotide messenger RNA. RefSeq names its product calcium homeostasis modulator family member 6 (gene calhm6). Gene Ontology annotation, molecular function: monoatomic cation channel activity. The transcript is spliced from 2 exons. Lineage: Eukaryota; Metazoa; Chordata; Actinopteri; Cypriniformes; Xenocyprididae. The record is from RefSeq and is a predicted model, not a curated record. The coding region runs from base 427 to 1497 and encodes 356 amino acids.